This is a messenger RNA of Colossoma macropomum (tambaqui), 3369 nucleotides long. It is a transcript of the gene aldh5a1, whose product is annotated as aldehyde dehydrogenase 5 family, member A1 (succinate-semialdehyde dehydrogenase). Gene Ontology annotation, molecular function: succinate-semialdehyde dehydrogenase (NAD+) activity. Lineage: Eukaryota; Metazoa; Chordata; Actinopteri; Characiformes; Serrasalmidae. The transcript has 10 exons. Bases 146 to 1693 code for a protein of 515 amino acids. The record is from RefSeq and is a predicted model, not a curated record. Gene Ontology annotation, biological process: GABA catabolic process.
GUGAACGCUGCUUUCAGUUUGAGGUGUUUUUCCGUGGCUGGACUUUGUCAGCGGCCUGCAGCGCGUUCUGUUGCCUAAUGCGAGGUCCCGGUUGCCGGUCGGUGGCCUGUAGCGUUUAAGCUGUCUGAUUCCGACGUGUCUUGCAAUGGUCAGUUUCUGUCUGACAGGCAGGCGUGUUUUUCUUGGCCAGGUCCGGAUCCUGCCGGGCCUGUCCAGCAUGCUGCGCCGCAACUACAGCCUCGAUCUCUCCGGAGAUCUGCUCCGCACUCAGGGCUUCAUCAACGGCCGCUGGGUGUCGGCGCCUUCCACUUUCCCAGUGCUGGAUCCAGCUACAGGAGAACAGCUGGCCCAGGUCUCUGACUGCGGACCACAGCAAGCCCAGGAGGCCGUCAGCUCCGCCUACAAAGCCUUUCACUCGUGGAAGUGUCAGACUGCAAAGGAACGGAGCACUCUACUCCGGAAAUGGUUUGAUCUGGUCAAUCAGCACAAGGAGGAUCUAGCCAAGCUCAUUACAGCAGAGAGUGGGAAGCCGAUGAAGGAGUCUGUGGGUGAGAUUGCAUACUCAGCAUCCUUUCUGGAGUGGUUCGCUGAGGAAGCCCGUCGUGUCUAUGGGGACAUUGUUGCUCCAGCAGCCAAGGACCGCAAGAUACUACUGAUUAAACAGCCAGUGGGUGUGGCCUCUGUUAUCACCCCAUGGAACUUUCCCAGUGCCAUGAUAACCAGGAAGGUGGGCGCGGCUCUGGCAGUAGGCUGCACUGUGGUGGUGAAGCCAGCCGAGGACACACCUCUCUCUGCUCUAGCGCUUGCUGAGCUGGCAGUGCAGGCAGGAAUUCCUCCUGGAGUUUUUAACGUGGUGCCCUGCUCCAGAGAGAAGGCUCCUGUUGUGGGUGAGGUCCUCUGCACUGACCCUCUAGUGGCCAAAGUCUCAUUCACUGGCUCUACUGUCACCGGAAAGGUACUACUGAAACAUGCUGCAGGAACAGUCAAGAAGGUCUCGAUGGAGCUAGGGGGACACGCCCCCUUCAUCGUCUUUGACAGUGCGGACGUGGACAAGGCCGUAGCUGGAGCGCUGGCCUCCAAAUUCAGAAACUCAGGCCAAACCUGCGUGUGCUCCAACCGCUUCUUGGUGCAGAGUGGGAUCCAUGAUGUAUUUCUAGAGAAGCUGGGGAAAGCCAUGGACGCAGAGCUGCGAACGGGGCACGGAUUUGAGCCCACCACCACACAGGGGCCCCUGAUCAACGUCCGCGCUGCCGAGAAGGUGGAGCGUCAGAUUGCAGAUGCUGUGUCUCGUGGAGCUGUAGUGCUGAAGGGUGGGAGGAGACUGGAGGGAUCUUUCAUGCAGCCCACACUGCUUUCUAACGUCAGCACGGACAUGCUGUGUAUGCGGGAGGAGACUUUUGGACCCCUUAUACCAGUUGUCAAGUUCAAUACAGAGGAGGAGGCACUUUCCAUCGCUAAUGCCUCUGAGGUUGGAUUAGCAGGCUACUUCUACUCUCAGGACCUUAGCCAGAUCUGGCGUGUGGCGGAGCAGUUGGAGGUGGGGAUGGUGGGGGUGAAUGAGGGUCUCAUCUCUGCUCCAGAGGCAGCAUUUGGUGGUGUGAAGCAGUCGGGGCUGGGCAGAGAGGGAUCCAAAUAUGGCAUAGAUGAAUAUCUGGAACUGAAGUACGUGUGUAUAGGUGGGCUAACUCUCUAAGCACUGAACACCCAUCUAUGCUGGGGAACCGUGAGUGAUGAGAGGUGAUGAAAGCACAUUAAUUCACAGCGCACUGGGAAUCAAAUUAAUCAUUUUCAGACUGAGCUGAAAGCAGAUUACAGGGAUUUUAUAGUAAGCGCAAAGCACAUUUCUAAAAAAGAAGAAACGGUUCUAAGUUCUAAGUAUUAAAAGGCAUAGUACAAAUUUUUGUCCAAGAAUAUUAAUAUGAUCAUUUCAAUCACUUAAACUGCUGAUGUGCAGCACAUAUCGAUAUAACGAUACAUGCUUUUAGGUUCGAUAUUGAUUCAGUUUUCAAUAAUUUGUGGCAAGAAAAAAAUCAAGAAAAGUCUUAAUUCUACAGAGCUCUAAUUUGGCACUAUAUAGAUUGGUUUGGCUCAAAUAAAUAAAUAAAAAAAUAAAGUUAUCCAACAGAUAAAGUACUGUGUAAAAGUCAGAGACUUUUAUUUCAUUUCCAGUCAAAAUGUCCUUUAAGUGCAUGUUCAUUUUUUAGGAAAUAUUUCUGAUAAGAUACUCUACUUGCUUAAAAAACGGCGAACGUCAGAGGAAAAUAAGUUUAAAAAGCAGGGGAUUACUGAGAAAAGGUAAUAGACAAAAAAAAGGAAAAGAAUUUGCACUAGAACAUCAAAACUGGGCACCUGAGAUGUGGAAUAAGAUUUUACGGACUGUAAUUGCAAUUACUUGGAUCGUUAGAGAUACAAAAUGCAACUAACUUCUAAGAUUUCUUUGGCAAUCUGAAACAAGUCUCCUGAAAACAAUGGAAGCUGUAAUAAAGACAAAGAGGACACACUAAAUACUGAAAAAAAUAGUAUUAUAUAUAGUUGUUAAGGCGUCUUUGUGAUUUUCUUUAAAAAAAAAAAGGGUUUCUGUUUUGAUGCUGAAAAAUGAAUAACUUGUACUAAUGGUCAUUUUGACUGGAAAGUAAAUGAAGGGUGAUCUCAAGACCUGGCUGUGCAAAAAAGCUGAAGACAUGACACACAAACAGCAGUACUUUAUUUGCCUGUAUUAGCAACGGCAGUAAUCUGCAGCAGGUUGUAAAAUACUUGUUUUGAAUUUUUAACCUACAGCUGUCCAUGUUGUUAAGUCAAAUAUAGUUUAAUGGUGGGAAAGAAAUGCCCAGUGCAUGUUAGAGGUACUUUUAUAUAAAUCACUGUGAAUACAUGUAAGGUUCUGUGGAUAUCUUACACGAUAAUCUAGUUGUAAUAAUUAUUUUUGUAAAAUGUUUACAAUUGUUAGUCGAAAACAGACUAAAUACUCUGACUCUUUUCCAAAAAUGCUCCUGGAAAUAAAUGUCCAUUUUGUUUUCAAGGUUUGGUUAUUGCCAAGUGUUGUCCUUAAAGUGCCAAUGUCCUGUAAAACAUCCUUCUUCCUUAUGUACAUUUCUGAUGUAAUAUAAUUUUUCUUAAUUUUUACCAUAUUAGUACAUCUCUAGAAUUGUAAAGAUAUUUUCAAUAAACGAAGCAAGUACUCAGUAAUUUACUGGAUGGUUUAGAUGCAAAUCCAUUCUCUAUUUUCAGGUAGUCCAUUAUAAGUAAUGAGUAACAUAAGUAUUCUUUGUUUUUAAUGGAAAAGAAUAGUACCACUCAAAAAUGCAAAGAAGACCUGGGUAUGUAUGCAAUUACUUUGUAAAUAAACCACAAUUACUAAAUUUACCAUUA